This is a messenger RNA of Sinocyclocheilus grahami, 9088 nucleotides long. RefSeq names its product unconventional myosin-IXa-like. The record is from RefSeq and is a predicted model, not a curated record. The coding region runs from base 385 to 8115 and encodes 2576 amino acids. Gene Ontology annotation, biological process: establishment of epithelial cell apical/basal polarity; positive regulation of GTPase activity; intracellular signal transduction. Gene Ontology annotation, molecular function: actin filament binding; microfilament motor activity; GTPase activator activity. The transcript has 44 exons. NCBI's taxonomy places the organism in Eukaryota, Metazoa, Chordata, Actinopteri, Cypriniformes, Cyprinidae. Gene Ontology annotation, cellular component: axonal growth cone; actin filament; myosin complex.
CCGCAGCAGCUGACCGCAGAUGAGAAGCAGCACUGAUUAAGCAGAAAAAAACAGAAAGGGGUUUCAGCGAGCGACUCCCACCAGAAAAGAAACGCCGCACUGUUGGGAAAUUUCAAUGGGAAAACGACUGUAGUCGUUUUUUAAAUCAAAAUGGCUCAGCGGCAAGUAUUUUUGGACACGGGAAAGUUGCAAAGGACAAUCUGAGAGAGAGAGAGUUCUGGGAUAUGAGUGGACUCGAGCUGCGCUGGAGUUGAUCUGUCCUUAAAGGAGAAGCGCAGCACACUGGAUUUUUACACUGAACUCAGAGAGUUGUAAUGUCUUGAAGCAGUACCCGGCACGUUUGAAGGAUGUACAGUGAGUGCUGAUGGAAACUGCUGCUCCAAUAUGAGUGUUCAUGAUGUUGGCGGGAGACGACGCUUUGAGGACUCUGAGUUCACCCUGCGGAUCUACCCAGGGGUCAUCGCCGAGGGCACCAUCUACUGCCCCAUCACUGCCCGUAAGAUCACUUCAGCCGCGGAGGUCAUCGAGCAAGUCAUUGAUCGGCUCCAGCUAGAUCGGACGAAAUGCUACGUCCUGGCAGAAGUGAAAGAGUUUGGUGGGGAAGAAUGGAUCCUCAACCCCACCGACUGUCCCAUCCAGCGCAUGAUGCUGUGGCCUCGCAUGGCCUUGGAGAACCGCUUCAGCAGCGAGGACUACCGCUUCCUGCUGCGAGAGAAAAAUCUAGACGGCUCCAUCCACUAUGGCAACUUGCAGAUGUGGCUGCAGGUCACAGAAGAGCGGCGGCGCAUGGUGGAGCGGGGCUUCCUGCCGCAGCCCUUGCCGAAGGACUUCGAUGACCUUUGUAACCUGCCGGAUCUCAACGAGAAGACUCUGCUGGACAACCUGCGCAGUCGCUUCAAGCAGGAAAAGAUCUACACCUAUGUGGGCAGCAUCCUCAUUGUCAUCAACCCCUUCAAGUUCCUCCCUAUCUAUAACCCCAAAUAUGUCAAGAUGUACGAUAAUCACCAGCUGGGCAAGCUGGAGCCGCAUAUCUAUGCGGUGGCGGACGUGGCCUACCAUGCUAUGCUGCAGAGUAAGCAGAAUCAAUGCGUUGUUAUUUCUGGGGAGAGUGGAUCUGGCAAGACUCAAAGCACCAACUUCCUGAUCCACCAUCUCACGGCUCUAAGUCAGAAAGGCUUUGCUAGCGGAGUUGAGCAGAUUAUUCUGGGUGCUGGACCAGUGCUGGAGGCUUUUGGUAACGCUAAAACAGCCCAUAAUAACAACUCCAGCCGUUUUGGGAAGUUCAUCCAGGUGAACUAUCAGGAAAGUGGCACUGUAAGAGGGGCAUAUGUGGAGAAAUAUCUGCUGGAGAAAUCCCGACUCGUCUAUCAGGAGCACAAUGAAAGGAAUUACCAUGUGUUUUACUACCUGCUGGCAGGAUCGAGUGAAGAUGAGAGAACAGUGUUCCACCUCAAAAAGCCUGAAGAAUACCAUUACCUCAAUCAGCAGGAUUGCUUCACAGUUGAAGGGGAGGAUCUUAAACAUGACUUUGAGCGCUUGCAGCUGGCUAUGGAGAUGGUGGGCUUCCUUCCCGCAACACGUAAACAGAUUUUCUCUCUGCUGUCAGCUAUCCUUCAUUUAGGGAAUAUCCGAUACAAGAAGAAGAUAUACCGGGAUGACUCCAUUGACAUCUGCAAUCCUGAAGUUCUGCCUGUAGUGUCAGAGCUGCUUGAGGUCAAGGAGGAAAUGCUCUUUGAGGCCCUGACAACACGGAAAACAGUGACGGUGGGCGAGAAGCUGAUAGUCCCAUACAAACUUGCAGAGGCUGGGACGGUACGGGACUCCAUGGCUAAGUCCCUCUACAGUGCCCUUUUUGACUGGAUUGUGUUCAGGAUCAAUCACGCGCUGCUCAACCAAAGAGACUUGGAAGAGUCAGCCAAGAUCCUGUCCAUCGGGGUUCUCGAUAUCUUUGGCUUUGAAGACUACGAGAACAACAGCUUUGAACAAUUCUGCAUCAACUUCGCCAACGAGAGACUUCAGCACUAUUUCAACCAGCACAUUUUUAAGCUGGAACAGGAAGAAUAUAGAUCAGAGGGCAUUGCUUGGCAUAAUAUUGAUUACAUCGAUAACACUGGCUGCAUUAACCUCAUCAGCAAGAAGCCCACAGCACUGCUCCACCUACUGGAUGAGGAAUGCAACUUUCCACAGGCCACCAAUCAGACCCUCCUGGACAAGUUCAAGCGGCAGCAUGAGGGAAACCGCUAUAUUGAGUUUCCUGCAGUCAUGGAGUCAGCCUUCAUCAUUAAACACUACGCAGGGAAAGUCAAAUAUGGAGUUAAGGACUUCAGAGAGAAGAAUACGGACCACAUGCGGCCAGACAUCGUCGCACUCCUCAAGAGCAGUAAAAAUGCCUUCAUCUGUGGUCUGAUCGGUAUUGACCCAGUGGCCACCUUCCGCUGGGCUGUACUCAGGGCCUAUUUCAGAGCCAUGGUAGCCUUCAGGGAUGCUGGGAAGAGACAUGUGGAGAAACGCAGCGGGCAUGACGCUGCUGCUCCAGUUGUGAAAAGUGUGGAUAGCUUUAGUUUUCUGCAUCACCCUGUACAUCAGAGAAGCUUAGAGAUCCUGCAGAGGUGCAAAGAGGAGAAAUACAUCCAGCAUGCAUGCUUCUCGGGCAGCCCACCACUAUCCCCUCACUGGAGCCGCUGUUCUGAGCACUCGCGCCCCCGCACCGCUCCAGCUCAGAGUACGCACUUGUUUCUCUUGCCCUCUGAGGACAGCGGGCUCACAAUAGGUCUGCUUGAUGGAGGUGUGAACAGGAGGAAUCCUCGCACUCCACUAACUGAUCUGCAGGGAAGCAACGCACUUAAUCAACGAGAGGGAUGGAAUGGGCGUGCUGGGAGACAAAACCGUCUGUCCUCCCCUGGAUCCGUCAAUGAAGAGGACGGCAUCUUCGUCAACUCCACCAGCAGUAAACUCCUGGAGCGAGCCCAUGGCAUUCUUAUGAGAAAUAAAAACUAUAAAAUGAAGCCCAGUCUUCCUAAGCACUUGCUGGAUGUAAAGUCUCUGAAGUACCUUAGUAACCUGACGUUACAAGACCGCAUAACAAAGUCCCUGCUGCACCUGCACAAGAAAAAGAAACCCCCAAGUAUCAGUGCCCAGUUUCAGACCUCUCUCAACAAACUGAUGGAGACGCUUGGUCAGUCGGAGCCGUACUUUGUGAAGUGCAUACGAUCAAAUGCAGAGAAGCUUCCUCUGCGUUUUAAUGAUGCCCUGGUGCUGAGACAGCUUCGCUACACAGGCAUGCUGGAAACCGUGCGUAUCCGACAAUCUGGCUACAGUAUCAAGUACACUUUUCAGGAUUUUGUUCGACACUUCCAUGUACUGUUACCAGAGGGUACCAACCAGGCCAGCCAGGAAGCUAUCAGACGGUACCUGCACCAGGUGGAUCUCACUCCUGAAGGGUUCCAAAUGGGCCGUACCAUGGUGUUCCUCCGUGAAGCAGAGCGUCAGCGGCUGCAAGACCUGCUCCAUCAGGAGGUGCUGCGCAGAAUCAUUAAUCUUCAGAGACGUUUCAGAGCUCUUCUAGAGAGAAGGAACUUCCUCAGAAUGAGACAGUCUGCUUGCCAAAUACAGAACUGGUGGAGGAGGUGUCAGUCUUUACAGAGGGACAGCAGGCUUGAGUAUGUCCAGCAGGGGGCAGCGGUUUGUAUCCAGUCGGCCUGGAGAGGCUUUAAAGAUAGGCAUAGACUCUUGCUGUGGAGGGAGGCAGCCGUGGUGAUCCAGAGAAAUUGGAGGCUGUAUUGGCGGGGGCGGGCGGCCCGCCGGAUCCAGACUGUAUGGAGAAGACACAGGGCCAGAGAGCUCUAUCUCCGGCAGCGGGAUAUCACCAUCCGCCUGCAAGCAGCGGGUAGAGGCUAUUUGGCGAGGCAGAGAUGUAGAGAACUUAAACAGAGAUUAAAAACCACUCAGCUGCCGAAUGGAAAGUCCAGUCUGUUACCAGAAGAGGACAAGCUGAGAGGCAUGGGUUUGGAUCAAAGCAUAUGGGAAGACUCCUGUGAGGUGCAGGACAGGAGCAGACAGACCCUCAUCAGUGCAGUAGAGGCACCUGGAGAAGAUGUUUCAGAAGAGAUGGAGCCAGAGAUGACAGAGGGUACGGCAACAGUACAACCGACACUUGAAGAGUCAAUCCGCGAAAGACCGCAGACUCUAGAGGAUCCCAACCAGAGGACUCGGGCCAAAAGAGAGAGCCGGCGGAUGCGAGAGUUGGAGCAGGCCAAAUUCAGCUUGGAGCUUCUUAAGGUGCGCUCCACUGGAGGUGUGUCUCCUUCGGAAGAAAGGCGCUGGUCAAUGGAGCUGGUCAGUGAGAUCGCUCACACUCCUCAGGGUUCUCCAGACAGCCAGAGCUCCAAAGGCAGCUUUGAGCUACUCAAUAUAGAUGACUAUUUCAAAGACAAGGCACCCUGUGCUGAACCAGAGAACCUUGGUUCUCCUUCUGUACCUGACAAGCACGAUGUGUUCUCCAACAUUCCCGAGUCCACUUUGCCCUCUGACACUCCAGCACCCGAUAUAUUGUCAAAACCAGCUGGCCAACCUGAACCUCCCAAAAGGCAGAACUCGCUCCCAACUUUCUACUCCCCUCCAUCAGAAAGCUGCUUUCUAAUUUUGAAGUCUACCAUGAAUUCUGCCACCCUGUGCCCUGAUGGCCCCAGCAAACCAAUGAAAGACAAGAAGGAGCCCACUCGGAGACCUAUGGUUGUGGUUAUUAGUAUGCAGAAGGAGAGCCUUUUAAAUGAAGUAGAUGUGAAGGCUCUGGAGGUCAAAGACAGUUCCGCCCAGACCAGUGAGCCGCCAAGCCCAGCACAGCCUAGCAGCAAAAGCCUUUAUGUUCUGGAAAAGCUAGAGAAGCUUAAUGAGGUAAAGGAAGAGCGUCAGAAACAUCAGCAGCAGCAAAAUGAAAAAGAGAUGAUGGAGCAGAUCCGUCAGCAGAAGCACAUCCUGAAAGAACAACGUGAGAUUUUCUCCCAACAUGAGAGGGAGGUGUUUGAGAAGCAGAGGGUUGAAGCUCUGCAAAGGAUCGAGCAGAGUAGACAAGAAGGUUCAGGAGGAAAGCCAGAUAGAUUCUUCACAGACAGAGGCCCUGCUCCCAUAGCUCAGCCAGAGCCUGACCUCAGCUUCCAGCCAUUGGUCCCGGAAAAGGAAGCUGCUCCUUCAAUUUUCAGAGACAAACCAAAAGACAGUCGCAAUGUAGCAGAAGGGUGGGCACCAAAGUUGACCCUGGAAUCCAGAGGGGAUGAAGCCAGAAGGAAAAUAACUACGAAACCGUCCACUCAGAAUGUCAACAUGAGCAUGUCCGAGAGGCCUGGAAACAUGUUCUUUUCUCCGAAGGCCAAGGUUUCAAAGUUGGAGAAGGACUUAGCCAAUCAAGGGAAGACCCCUGGAGUCCAGAAUGAAGUGAGCCUGUUUGGUUACAAAUCCACUAAGAGUGAGGUUGGCCGACCGGGUCAUAAAAAAGCUCGAAUGGCACGGACACGUUCAGACUUCCUGACUCGCGGUUCAAACGCCAUGGGAGAGGGGGAGUCAGAGGAGGAGGAGUAUGAUGAGACCCCUCUGUUUCCUGGCACACCCCUCCCCAAGCAGGACUCAGAGGAGAGCGCACUAGAGGCUUGUCACAGUGACUCCGAAAUGACGGUCACAGCCAAUGAAGAGCAGAAGAACAUGUAUAAAGCCAUGUCAUCUGGAGAGCUGGGCAAAAGUGAUGCGAGGAAGAACUCUCAUGGAGAUGGAAGGGUUCGUGGUAAAAUGCGGUUUUGGGGAAAGGCAAGGCAUGCAGAGAAGAAAACCUCGCGAGAGCGGCUGCUGUGUGGCAGUGAUACUUUGGAAGGAGACUAUGCUGAAACGGCAAUUCUAAUGGAAGAGGGGGUAGAGCGCCUGUCCCCACCUCGAAGCCCAGACCUAACGUUACAGAGGGAGUUUAAAGAGAAUAAAGACCCGUCCCCUAAAGUGAAGCGCAGACGAAGUGUGAAGAUCAGCAGUGUGGCUCUAGAGCCCGUCCAGUGGCAGAACGAUGCCCUGCAGAUACUCACAUGUGCUAAUGACUACAGGAGCAUGAAUGACUUCCUCAUGAAGAAGAUUACUGAUUUGGACACAGAAGAUGGUAAGAAAGACACGAUGGUGGAUGUUGUCUUCAAAAAGGCCCUAAAGGAGUUCCGCUUGAAUAUCUUCAACUCAUACUCAACAGCUUUAGCUAUGGACGAUGGGAAGAGCAUUCGUUACAAGGAUCUCUACGCCCUCUUUGAACAAAUCCUGGAGAAAAAUAUGCGUCAGGAGCAGAGGGACUGGAGCGAGUCACCGGUGAAAGUUUGGGUCAACACCUUCAAAGUCUUCCUGGAUGAGUUCAUGACAGAGCACAAACCUCAGGACAGCAGCAUGAGCAGGGCACCCAAACCAGACCGCAAGAAAAGAAGGAAAAAGGAUACUGAUAUAGUGGAGGAGCACAAUGGCCACAUAUUCAAGUCAACUCAAUACAGUAUUCCCACCUACUGCGAGUACUGCUCCUCCCUCAUCUGGAUGAUGGACAAGGCCUGUGUCUGCAAACUGUGCCGCUAUGCGUGUCACAGAAAGUGCUGUCAGAAGAUGACCACCAAAUGCAGCAAGAAGUAUGACCCUGAACUUUCGUCAAGGCAGUUUGGUGUGGAAUUGUCCCGUCUGACCAACGAUGAGCGAGCGGUGCCUUUAGUCGUCGAGAAACUUAUCAAUUACAUUGAGAUGCAUGGCCUGUACACAGAGGGGAUCUACAGGAAAUCUGGAUCCACCAAUAAGAUUAAGGAGUUGAAGCAGGGUCUGGACACGGAUGUAAAUGGCAUGAAUCUGGACGACUAUAAUAUUAAUGUCAUUGGCAGCGUUUUCAAGCAGUGGUUACGUGACUUGCCAAAUCCUCUGAUGACCUUUGAACUGUAUGAGGAAUUCCUGCGGGCCAUGGGUCUCCAGGACAAAAAAGAAGUGAUUAGAGGGGUUUACUCUAUAAUCGACCAGCUCAGUAGAACUCAUCUGAACACGCUGGAGCGCCUUAUUUUCCAUUUGGUCAGGAUUGUCCUGCAGGAGGAGACAAACCGUAUGUCUGCUAAUGCGCUGGCUAUCGUGUUUGCCCCCUGCAUCCUGCGCUGCCCUGACACUACCGAUCCUCUGCGGAGCGUUCAGGACAUUGGGAAAACCACAGCGUGUGUCGAGCUGAUCAUUUGCGAGCAGAUGAAUAAGUAUAAGGCCAGACUGAAGGACAUCAGCACUCUGGAAUUUGCGGAGAACAAAGCCAAGAGCCGACUAACAUUCAUCCGCAGGUCCAUGUCAAAUUCAUUCAGAAAGGGUAAGGGCCAGGCGCACAAGGUGAGUUAUCACACACCGUCUCCUCCAGUCAGUCCUCGGUCUCCAACUGCCCCGGAGGUGAUGCAGGAGAGCGGAGAUGAGGAAGUCAGCAGAGAUCCAGAAGUCUCUGAGCAACAACAAGUUGCCAUGCAGCAGGAAGAGAAAGUCCUGACCGAACAAAUCGAGAGUCUGCAGAAAGAAAAGGAGGAGUUGACGUUUGAGAUGCUUGCUCUGGAGCCGCGGGCGUCCGAUGAUGAGACUCUGGAGUCAGAGGCCUCUAUAGGCACAGCAGACAGCUCUGAAAACCUGAAUGUGGACUCCGAGGGAGCCAUUUCGGACUUCUCUGAGCGAGGCCCAGCGCUGGCCGCCUUGAGGCCCAAGAAGUCUGAAGGGAAGAGCAGGAGAGUUCUGCGAAAGCAGCCUGAAUCCCUGGACUCCAUGGAUUCCAGUUCUACCGUCUCCUCUGUGUCGUCUUCCUAUGUGCAACCACCUGUGCGAACCCAUAAAUUACGCUUGCGGUCCAAAUCGCCUUCGACCCAAUUAUAUCUAUCCAGCCCGCCUGAGAGCCUGGACCAGCCCGAGCAUGAUGGAGAGGAGAGACCGCAGUUCACCAGCCGCGGCACCUUCAACCCAGAAAAAGGCAAACAGCAGCUGCAAGGUGCCAAGAACUCACUUCAGAGGCACCGUGACCCUCCGAUGGGCGGAGGGCCGAAAAGAGAUCCAGACUUGCCGCCCCAGCAGGUGGUGGUGUACGGCAGCAACGAGUUCAUGGUAUGAAGGCCACAAGGUUCCACGUCCAUCCACGAAAAAAAGAGCUCAUCCCUCCCUGCUAGCUCACUUGAGUUCACAUUUGCUGCAUUAUAGUCCUUAAGUGCCAUGUUGACCGGAAAAGCAGGAAGAGAGAGCUGGGCAGCUUUCCGAUCUGCAUGUGAGAAAACAGCUCUGUUGGGCACGUGUGGUGAAGGAAAGCAGGGCAAAGGGAAUGCUGAACCAUUCCAGUGUGGAAUGAUCUCCUUUGGGCUUUGAUUGGCAACUCCGUGACUGUGAUCGGGGUCCAAAGGCGGGAGACGAAGCCAUUGAUGAACUCCACAAAGUCAAGCUAAACCAUGGGCUGCUUUAACGUUUACAGCAUUCACUACAAUUUAUUUGCCCCCAAGCCUAUUUAAUAAAUUUUAUGUACAUGGAAUAUAGAAAUCUAUAUAAAUAUAUUAUGUGAUAUAAAGUGUACAAAGCCAGAGCACCAGUGACUGCUGGGUUGUUGAAUUCAUAUAUCGUGUAUCGGUCAUGAAUGAGUUGGAGAGAGAAGCGAGGACGUUGGGUUUGUGUGGAUGUGUGUGAGGCUCCUCCGUAUGUGUGUGAGUGUGUGUCUUAUGAAAAAAACCUCUGGAUAUGUUUGUGCUGCUUUUUGUAUUGUGCUUGGAUGGAAAUGAUGCCAUUAAAGGGACCAAGCAAACUGGUGUUAUAAUGCCAGAGGAUCCCACACUAAAUGAAGACUCGAAAGUCUUCCAAAUCACGUCAACAGCCAUCCAUCAGUUGGUUGAAUUCAUUUAGAUUCUCAUUCCUAUUAUUUGUGCUUAUCUGCCUCAGUCUUGUUCUAAGAAACCAGUGUUAAAACGCAAAACCGCAGAGUUACUGGAUUACUUAUGGUAUUCUAAAUGUAAUAAUUUUACUGAAUUUUAGGAUCAUUCAUGCCCUGAAAACAUGAUUCCCCUUGCCAUAAAAUGACUUAAUAUAUUACCAAAUGAUCUCU